This is a messenger RNA of Cicer arietinum (chickpea), 864 nucleotides long. NCBI's taxonomy places the organism in Eukaryota, Viridiplantae, Streptophyta, Magnoliopsida, Fabales, Fabaceae. The record is from RefSeq and is a predicted model, not a curated record.
AAGAACUCAUAAAUACUCACGCAUCAAAUCCAAAUUUCCCUCUUCUAGAAAACCAUAUCCUCAUAACCCAAAAGAUCAUUUUAUCAAUUUACCUCUUUUUUUGUUUAUUUGUUUAUUUCAAUGCACCAAACGUAACAAAUCCUUCACCUCUCCCACCCUUUUUUUCUCACUCCUUUAUUCUCCAAAUCCAUUAAUCUCAUUCUCACACAAGCAAGCAAACACAACACCAUGUUAAUCAAAGGACAUCAAAUUAAGGUACCAAUGUUCCUGAAUUUGAUCCUUAUGCUUAUUUACAUGAUAACCGCUUCAGAAGUCAACGCCGAUGAAUCAAGAAAACUUGAUGAGACAACAGUGACUGCAAUUACAAACGGUACCGAUAUAAAGUGCACGCCAUGUGGCAACUACUCUCCGCCUCCACCUCCGGCAAAUCCGCCACCGUCACCACCACCGCCAUCUCCAAAGAAACCGCCAUCACAAAACUGUCCUCCACCGCCGUCAACACCCUACAUAUACAUAACUGGACCGCCGGGGAACUUGUAUCCCAUUGAUGAAGAUUACAGCGAAGCGAGCCACCGCCACCACCGGAGCUUCGCCGCCUUAUUGUUGCCACUUGCGGUUGCGCUUUUGAGCAUGAUUGCUUUUUAGUGAUUAGCUUGGGAAGAAAGGAUCAAUCAUUCCAAAGACAGUGGAAGGAUUUUACGGUUUUAAUUUGUUAUAAUUAUUAAGAGUAUCGAAAUUUUACAUAAGGUAAUAGGAGAAUUCUGUAUUCACUAUAAUUCACACGCAUGCUCUGUUUUUGUUACAUAUAUGUACUUAAUCACAAUUUGUUCCAUAAUAACAAUCUUUAAUUAAAUUGUUCUACAA